AUGUGCAGUGGCAAGCUGCAGACAGGUUUGCUGGUGGUCGGCUACUUCGUCUACCUGCUGGUGGGUGCAGCCGUGUUCCAGGCGCUGGAGAGGACCGCUGAGAAGCAGGAGAAAAUAGCAGCUGCCCAGAUGAAGGAGGCUUUUCUGCAGAACUUCACCCACCUCACAGUGGCAGAGAUGGAGCAGUUUAUGAAGAACCUAACUGAAGCCAUUCAGAAUGGAGUAUACCCUGUUGGAAAUGAAUCACAGAUUGAAGACAGCAACUGGGAUUUCAGUAACUCCUUCUUCUUUGCAGGCACAGUUGUCUCCACAAUAGGCUAUGGCACGCUACGUCCUAAAACUGCUGGGGGCCAGAUCUUCUGUGUCUUUUUUGCUCUGUUUGGAAUCCCUCUGAAUAUUGUGUUUCUGCACCGUGUCGGUAAAAUGCUCUCACUGCUGUGUAAAAAGCUGGGGAAAUUCCUGUACGAGAAAGGAAUGAGAAAGAAGAAGAUCAAAUUUCUGACCCUUUUGUUCUUCCUGGCAACGGGCAUCCUAGUUUUUCUGUGCUUGCCAUCACUCUUCUUCCAGAUAACAGAAGGCUGGUCCUACAGUGAAGGAAUUUACUUUGCAUUUAUCACCCUCAGCACCAUUGGCUUUGGAGAUUAUGUAGUAGGUAAACAGCCUGGCAGGAAUUACUUUUCCUACUACCGAACACUGGUGGCCAUUUGGAUUCUUUUCGGCCUUGCCUGGAUUGCUCUCCUAUUUAAUUUAUUGACAACGGUACUAGAAGAUACUGAAAAAAUAAUUGUCAAGGAUCUCCAUCAAAUUGGAAAGGUGAGUAAGGACAAUGAAGCAAGCCAACAAAGAAGAUGCUGGCCUGCUCAAUUUAUUCCAGAAGAAGAACUACUACCACCACGUGCUGGAGGGGACGCAUAGAAAAUAGUGUCAUUAGCAGCAGAUUCUGAACACGCAAAAAAUGAAAAAAAUGUUUUUACUUAUAGCAAAACUAUUGCCAUAACAUAUGGGAAUUGAGUUCUUCAUUGGAGAGUUGCUAGUGAAUUAUUCUAAAGAAAUACCCAUGGAAAUAAAAUUUCUCCUAC
Molecule: messenger RNA, 1079 nt
Organism: Aptenodytes forsteri (emperor penguin)
Lineage: Eukaryota; Metazoa; Chordata; Aves; Sphenisciformes; Spheniscidae
Product: potassium channel subfamily K member 16
Exons: 5
Coding region: 1-915 (304 amino acids)
Biological process (GO): stabilization of membrane potential; potassium ion transmembrane transport
Cellular component (GO): membrane
Molecular function (GO): potassium ion leak channel activity
Source: RefSeq, a predicted model, not a curated record